Messenger RNA from Linderina pennispora, 418 nucleotides. RefSeq lists its product as uncharacterized. The transcript has 2 exons. The coding region runs from base 102 to 311 and encodes 69 amino acids. The record is from RefSeq and is a predicted model, not a curated record. Lineage: Eukaryota; Fungi; Kickxellomycota; Kickxellomycetes; Kickxellales; Kickxellaceae.
AGCCUUGUCUACAGCAGCCAGGCAGUGCCACUGUCGACGGAGCUCCCUCUCCCUUCGCAGCUACUACUAUCGAGUAUUUUCUGUUCAUAUAUUUUGGAACAAUGCAAUUGGCACUACCCGGGGUAUUUGGCAAUGGGCCGCGGAGCAUGGUGCUAGCAGCAUCGGUUAGCGCAGUGUCGCUGGUUGCCUGCGCGCUCAUGCUGGCAGCAGCUAGCAGCGGACCAAAGGCACAGUCGCGCAAGGGCAAGGGCGACCGCAAGAAGCGGACCAAAGGCAGGUGCACCAGAGCCACUCCGGAAGAAUGCACGUAGCGGCACAUGCUAAUGAUAUCGAGACUCUGUAGUGUACCUGCGCGGGCUAUACAACCUGGGGAACACCUGCUUCCUUAAUUCCACGCUACAGUCGCUGGCGUCGCUGC